Molecule: messenger RNA, 1152 nt
Organism: Didymosphaeria variabile
Lineage: Eukaryota; Fungi; Ascomycota; Dothideomycetes; Pleosporales; Didymosphaeriaceae
Exons: 6
Coding region: 1-1152 (383 amino acids)
Cellular component (GO): mitochondrion
Molecular function (GO): metal ion binding; alcohol dehydrogenase (NAD+) activity
Source: RefSeq, a predicted model, not a curated record
AUGACUCUGCCGAGCAAAUACCAGAAUGGAAGCAUCGACUCCUCGUUGAAGGGUGUGUAUCGAGCUUCCCCCGUCAAGCUUCUCAUCUAUGGCAGAGGAACAAGCAAACAGCUUUCAGACGUUGUGUCAGAACUCGGCGGCACCAAAGCAUUCAUCAUUACUGGUCGCUCUCUUUACGAAAAGACGCCAGUGAUAAAGGAUAUUGAGAAAAGUUUAGGAUCGGUUCACGGUGGCACAUUUAGCAAAAUCGGCCAACAUGCCCCGAUCGGCGAUAUCCGUGAAGCGACCGCCCUAAUGGCGAAGUCUGGGUGCGAUGUUUUGAUUUCAAUAGGUGGUGGUUCACCGAUUGAUUCAGCGAAGGCUAUUGCGUACAACAUCCACCAAGAGACUGGAAAAUGGGUACCAAGCAUCGCAGUUCCCACCACUCUGAGCGUCGCAGAGACAACUCAAAAUGCCGGCUUCACAACUGAAGAGAAGCACAAGAUCGCAGUCAGCAACCCUGAGCUUGUACCCAAAGCUGUGGUAUACGAUGGCGAAAUUGCCUUGCACACACCACUGAACCUGUGGACUAGUACUGGGAUUCGAUCGUUAGACCACGCCGUGGAGCUCAUGUAUCAUCCACUAGCAUCCGAGAUCCCCACCAAACGCAUGUGCUUGGAGGCCAUCAAGGAUUUGUUUACCUAUCUGCCUCAGUCAAAGGCGAACCCGGACGACGCCGAUGUUCGCACGAAGCUCUUCACCGCAUGCUACGCUUCGUUAUUCCCUUUCCUCUACACUGGCGGUGUAGGCCUCAGUCACAGCAUCGGUCAUGCGAUCGGCGCAACCUAUUCGAUACCCCACGGAAUCACAAGCUGCCUCAGUCUAGCACCAACAGUGCAUUUCAAGGCGAGCAAUGCGGAAGAAGCCAAGCAGAUUGCGAGAAUCAUUCCAUACAUCGGCAAGCAGAGCACCGGAAACGAUGAGAAGGACUCGCAUAUUGUGGCAGAUGCUAUUGCCGAACUAGUUGAGGAAUUGGGACACAAAACUACGUUGACUGCUUACGGUGUUCCAACUGGAGACGCGGAGGAAGAAGCCAUUGCAUCCCGUGCGCUACACAGCAAAGAGCACAAGGAUUUUGCGAACCUGAAAAAGAUCGUGCACGAUCUGUACUAG